CCGUACUGCCUGCCCACUCUUUCUACUCUCUCUCCCUCUCUCGCAUUCCCAUCGAUUUCACAUUUCGUUCUCGGCAGCGAACGGCGCCUAUGGGUUGCGCUCAGUCGAGGAUUGAGAACGAGGAAGCGGUGUCGCGAUGCAAAGAUCGGCGUCAGUUCAUGAAAGACGCGGUUGCUGCCCGCAACGCGUUCGCUGCCGCUCACUCAGCCUACGUCGUCGCCCUGAAGAACACCGGUGCCGCUCUCUCCGACUUCGGCCAGGGCGAAGCUCCGGAAACUGUCGUCUCCGCCACAUCUGUCGCCGGCAUUGGUCCUUCUCCCUCUUCUGGCGUUCCCCAAGCUUCUUCCACUACCGGAGUCCCGCCACCAUUGGAGAAUCUCCCUCCUCCUCCUCCACCGCUCCCGGAAUUCUCCCCGUCGCCUCUACAGCGGUCCGUUAGCAUGCCGGUACUCCCCAAGGAGUACGUCGGGAAAUCUACAAUGGAUGAUGCCAUUCGCGAGGAGGACGACGAUGAAAUAGAUGAGGACUUCCAUGAAGAUCAUGGCGGAAAUGGCAGCGGUGGAGCCGCUCCGGAAGGCGCAACCCCUGUACCCACAUCCCCUGUACCAUCGCCGCCGCCUCCGCGGCCCUCAAGGGCGAAUCCCUCGCCUUCGCCUCCCCCGCCUCCAAUGCCGGAUUCUGGCGGAAUGGGGAGCUGGGACUACUUCUUCUCCAUGGACCAUAAUAUGUCGAUGCCGGGGCCGUCUCUGAGUCAAGCUGAGGAGAUUCGACGGGAGCCUGAGGAAGCCUCAGUCGGAGUUGAUCUUGGUGAAGAGCCUCCUGUAACGCCGGAAAAGGUUGUGAUUGAGCCGCCCGUUCCAGUUAAGUUGGGGAAGAAGAAACAUGGUGGAGUGGUGCAUCACCAGCACGCAGCGUCGACCAGCGCUGUGGAGACGAAGAAGGGGAAGUUGGUGGCGGCGGCUUCUAAUGUUAGUCUACUCCAGGUGCUGAUGGAUCUGGAUGAACAUUUUCUUAGGGCAUCUGAAAGCGCACACGAUGUAUCAAAGAUGCUGGAGGCUACUAGAAUGCAUUACCACUCUAAUUUCGCAGAUAACAGAGGACAUAUCGAUCAUUCUGCCAGAGUAAUGCGGGUCAUCACAUGGAAUAGGUCAUUUAAAGGCAUGCCUUAUGCAAAUGAUGGGAGAGAUGACUUUGAUAAUGAUGAGUGGGAAACUCAUGCUACUGUAUUGGAUAAGAUGCUAGCAUGGGAAAAGAAACUUUAUGAUGAAGUCAAGGCUGGCGAGCUUAUGAAAAUUGAGUAUCAGAGAAAGGUUUCUUUGUUGAAUAAGCAAAAGAAACGUGGUGCUAAUCCCGAAACAAUUGAGAAAACUAAGGCAGCUGUCAGUCAUUUGCACACCAGAUACAUUGUUGAUAUGCAGUCCAUGGAUUCAACGGUCUCAGAAAUUCAACAUUUACGUGACGAUCAGCUUUACCCAAGACUAGUUGACCUUGUCGAUGGCAUGGGGAAAAUGUGGGAGGCCAUGUUCUUCCAUCAUGACAGCCAGCUCAAAGCUGUUAUCGACCUUCGAGUAAUCGAUAUCUCGAACUCUCCCAAGGAGACCAGUGAGCACCUUUACGGACGUACUGUCCAGCUUUAUGAGGUUGCAAAAGAGUGGCAAUCCCAGUUUCAGAAGAUUGUGAGCCACCAGAAAGAGUACAUCCAAGCCCUGAAUAGUUGGCUGAAGCUGAAUCUCAUACCAAUAGAGAGCAGCCUUAAGGAGAAAGUCUCAUCCCCGCCGCGGAUUCAUCACCCUCCAAUCCAGGCCUUGCUUUAUGCAUGGAAUGACAUGCUGGAAAAACUACCAGAUGAUCUAGCCAAGAGCGCCAUUUCAAGCUUUUCUGCUGUGAUAAACACUAUAAUACUUAUGCAACAGGAAGAACUUAAAUUGAAAGAUAAAUGCGAGGAGACGCAGAGAGAGUACGCGAGAAAGCUCCGAGCUUUCGAGGAUUGGCACCACAAGUAUAGUCAGAGAAGAGCAGCAGCUUCAGCCGAGGGCGAGAUAGAGAACACCGAGAUGGCUAAUACAAAGGACCCUGUGACAGAGAGGAAGUUUUUGGUAGAUUCAUUGAAGACUAAGUUGGAUGAUGAUGUUGAAGCAUAUCAGAAGGCAUGCAAACAAGUAAGAGAGAAGACUCUUGGAAGCUUGAAGACUCAUUUGCCGGAGCUUUUCAGGGCGAUGUCUGAUUUCUCCAUGACCUCCUCUGAUAUGUAUAAGAAGUUGAAAGCGAUUUCUGAGGUGCAGAAUCUGGAGCCUACCAGCUAGCUGAAUGGUAUGCAGAGGAAGACGAAAUUCUUGUGCCUGUUGUAUGUAGUUGUUGAAUGUUUUUUCUUCGUAAGUUAUAUACUCUUUCUCUGUUCCAAAUAUGUAUUAUGUAGAACCAGAACAUAUCCAUCCUUGU
Molecule: messenger RNA, 2439 nt
Organism: Dendrobium catenatum
Lineage: Eukaryota; Viridiplantae; Streptophyta; Magnoliopsida; Asparagales; Orchidaceae
Product: nitrate regulatory gene2 protein
Exons: 4
Coding region: 90-2303 (737 amino acids)
Source: RefSeq, a predicted model, not a curated record